AUGGGGACAGAGCGCGAGCUGACGGGCGGAGAUGACAACGAUGGGAAUGCCGGGGACAGUGCUAGUGUAAGUAUAGCAUAUUAUUGGAAUGUUUUUACCGACUGUAGGUGAAUGGGAAUAAUUUGAAUUUUUAACAACCAAAACAGGUUAGGUCUAAAUGACAAGUAGAAGGUCAUUGUGAUGCCAUAUCACCCGAGAAGCCUAUGCGUUCGAAUGAUAACGCACGUUUUGUCAACAUAAAAUUAGCUUUAAGUACUUAAAUAGAACACAUAGGUUUUAGGACAUUCACUAAGAAUAAAUGCGUUUACAGUGUGUGACUGACUCCGGGGUGUGUGUGUGUGUGUGUGUAACGCAACCCAGAAAGAUAUGUGACCACUUGGUUACAGCGACACCGUUCUGCUGAGGUCACCCAAACCAGUGUCCACAGUAAAGCCCAAGAGACUUUGCUGUAGCCCUGCUUGGGAAGGCUCUAGCCUAUAUUUACUAUUGUUUGAGACGCAGGGCCGUUAGGGUAGGCUAUGUCAGGGUGGGAAAUUGGAAAUGUGAAUUGGGCCAAGUUGGAGGUAGUAAUGCAUUUAGUUUAUAGUUAAUUGAGUUGCAUGAAUACACCACACCAAAAUAUUGUAUGGCUAUUUUAAAACAAAUUUCCUGCAAUUAUGUGUAGUAAUGAUUUAUGUUCACUACUUGGUCAAUUGAUUUAAUGACUAAAUCUAUGCAAAUAAAUUAUAUGAAUUGAUAGCUUUACCUCUUUAAGGAAUACCUGGGAUAGGAUAAAGUAAUCCUUCUACCCCCCCACCCCCCCACCCCCCCACCCCCCACCCCCCCCAAAAUAAAUAAAUAAAAAAUAAUAAUUGUAAAGUGGUUAUCCCACUGGCUAUAGGGUGAAUGCACCAAUUUGUAAGUCGCUCUGGAUAAGAGCGUCUGCUAAAUUACGUAAAUGUAAAAUGUAAAUGUAUAGCUAAGCCCUCUGUUUUCUUUUAUUCUGAGCCACUCAGAGCCAAUAUGCUUUGAUUGAAACAAAAUACAAGAUAGGCUAAAAAUGUGUUAACAUCAUCUGCUCUAAUUCGCUCACGAAACAGUAAUUCAAGAUGAUCGAAAUGCCUAGGCUAUUCCCAUUAAACUGAUUGAGAUCAAUCAAAUGAUUUGCAUGCAGAUGGGGUUUCACCGGUAAAACGUGAAUAAUUAUCAUUCACAAUUGCCAGUGAUAAUGGCCUAUUUGGUGUUUUGAGGGUAUUAAAAAUAUAACAUUUUCUUGAGACAAUAUUUACAUUUACAUUUACAUUUACGUCAUUUAGCAGACGCUCUUAUCCAGAGCGACUUACAAAUUGGUGCAUUCACCCUAUAGCCAGUGGGAUUACCACUUUUACAAUAUAUAUAUAUAUAUAUAUUAUUUUUUUAGGGGGGGGUAGAAGGAUUACUUCUGUGUGGGCAUAGGCAGACGUUGCAAUUUGAGGAUGCAUUUUAUGCAGAUUUUAUAACAGGGCUCUCCAACCCUGGUCCUGUUCCAACCCUGUUCCUGUUCCAACCCUAAUCUAGCGCACCUGAUUGUAAUAAUUAGCUGGUUCAUAAAAUGAAUCGGGUUAGUUACAACUGGGGUUGGAGUGAACCCCUACAUGAUGGUAGUACUCUAGGAACAGUAUUGGAGAGCCAUGAUAGGUUAUUCAAUAGACUACAUCUGUCGGUACAAACAUUGAGGAAAUGAUGACGCCAUGUACAUAUUUUCUGCGCUACACACUGCAGAAGCCAAAAUGCAACCAUCCUGUGCUCAUUAUGAACAGGGUAAAUAAAGGACCUUGAAUGACAGCACCAUGGAGAUGUUCACCCGGAGACUUCUGCCACUAUUUUGAUUUGCCGUUGACCACGUUUUAGCCUUCUCCAUUUACAUUGUGUCAUAGCCUACACUUGGAUUAGCCUACACUGUCAUUCAUUAAAAUUGAUUAUUUUACCGCACCAUAAUUGCAGCCCAAUGUAUGCACGAUUUAUGCAAUAAACGGAGAUAUAUUGCGGCGCUGUAUUUUUUUUUUUAGCUGUGCUACAGAAGGAUAUAUCGGUCCACUAAUACAGGACUAGUAAAUGCCCAGUGUACUACUUUUGUGAGAAAAAAAAAUAUAUAUAUAUAUAUACUCUACCGUUCAAAGUUUGGGGUCACUUAGAAAUGUCCAUGUUUUCGAAAGAAAAGCAAUUUUUUUGUUCAUUAAAAUAACAUCACAUUGAUCUGAAAUUCAGUGUAGAUAUUGUUGAUGUUGUAAAUGGCUAUUGUAGCUGGAAAGGCUGAUUUUUUAUGGAAUAUCUACAUAGGCUUACAGAGGCCCAUUAUCAGCAACCAUCAGUCCUGUGUUCCAAUGGCACGUUGUGGUUGCUAAUCCAAGUUUAUCAUUUUAAAAGGCUAAUUGAUCAUUAGAAAACCCUUUUGCAAUUAUGUUAGCAGAGCUGAAAACUGUUGUGCUGAUUAAAGAAGCAAUACAACUGGCUUCUUCUUGAGACUAGUUGAGUAUCUGGAGCAUCAGCAAUUGUGGGUUCGAUUACAGGCUCAAAAUGGCCAGAAACAAAUAACUUUCUUCUGAAACGCAUCAGUCUAUUCUUGUUCUGAGAAAUGAAGGCUAUUCCAUGCGAGAAAUUGCCAAGAAACUGAAGAUCUCGUACAACGCUGUGUACUACUCCCUUCACAGAACAGUGCAGAACUGGCUCUAACCAGAAUAGAAAGAGGAGUGGGAGGCCCGGUGCACAACUGAGCAAGAGGACAAAUACAUUAGAGUGUCUAGUUUGAGAAACAGACGCCUCACAGGUCUUCAACUGGCAGCUUCGUUAAAUAAUACCCACAAAACACCAGUCUCAACGUCAACAGUGAAGAGGCGACUCCGGGACGGUGACCUUCUAGGCAGAGUCGCAAAGAAAAAGCCAUAUCUCAGACUGGCCAAUAAAAAGAAAAGAUUAAGAUGGGCAAAAGAACACAGACACUGGACAGAGGAAGAUUGGAAAAAAAAGUGUUAUGGACAGACUAAUUGAAGUUUGAGGUGUUCGGAUCACAAAGAAGAACAUUUGUGAGACACAGACCAAAUGAAAAGAUGCUGGAGGAGUACUUGAUGCCAUCUGUCAAGCAUGGUGGAGGCAAUGUGAUGGUCUGGGGGUGCUUUGGUGGUGGUAAAGUGGGAGAUUUGUACAGGGUAAAAGGAAUCUUGAAGAAGGAAGGCUAUCACUCAAUUUUGCAACGCCAUGCCAUACCCUGCCCUGCCGACGGCGCUUGAUUGGAGCCAAUUUCCUCCUACAACAGGACAAUGACCAAAAGCACAGCUCCAAACUAUGCAAGAACUAUUUAGGGAAGAAGAAGUCAGCUGGUAUUCUGUCUAUAAUGGAGUGGCCAGCACAGUCACCGGAUCUCAACCCUAUUGAGCUGUUGUGGGAGCAGCUUGACAGUAUAGUACGUAAGAAGUGCCCAUCAAGCCAAUCCAACUUGUGGGAGGUGCUUCAGGAAGCAUGGGGUGACAUCUCUUCAGAUUACCUCAACAAAUUGACAACUACAAUGCCAAAGGUCUGCAAGGCUGUAAUUGCUGCAAAUGGAGGACUCUUUGACGAAAGCAAAGUUUGAAGGACACAAUUAUUAUUUCUAACCUUGUCAAUGACUACAUUUCCUAUACAUUUUGCUAUAUUUCCUAUUCAAACUCAUUUCAUGUAUGUUUUCAUGGAAAACAAGGACAUUUUUAAGUGACUCCAAACUUUUGAAUGGUAGUGUUUAUAUAUACAUAUAUAUUUUUUUAUUAAUAUAUAUUUUUUAAAUUCAGUUUUUUCAGGGGGUGCUGCAGCACCCCUACUUCCCGCGGCUAUAGUCGUUUCCAUUUUCGUCUCCAUGGAGAGAAUUUAUACCCCCAUUUAUCUCAUGGUGGAUUAAGUUCUGCGCACAGGAUGGGAUGACACCAUAUAAAUAAUGCAGAGCGUUUUGGAGCGGAUGGGGUUACUGGGCGCCUCGCCAUGACCUGAGACAUUAAAACAGACCACAUAUCGGUACCACCUCAUGCAUGUUACAUAUGUUUUUUUUUCUCCAUAUGAUCGACAUUUACAUAGUGGGUACCUGGAGGAAAAUGGGGGAGGGUCAUGCUUUUUCAAUUUCAGUCAAGGGGAGGGUUUAUUCUUUUUUUAAAUCUAGUCCAGGGUAGAGUCAUGUAAUUUGUAAUUGAUGACAUUUCUGUAUUUCUCAGUGUUUUAGUAUUAGUUGCUUAUUAGGUUAUAUAUCGAUGGGUGCCCGAUGCCACCCCUCAUCUCUGAUUCUCCGCUAUUUGCUAUUUAGUGUGGCCUCAAUCAAAUGAUCCAUAGCCUAUAGGCUACGAAGUGCAUGCUAGGAGAAGCAGAGAGCAAAGUUAUAUUUCUAAGAUAGCUGCUGGGAUGGUGUAAAUAAAACUAGGCUGCAUUACACACCGCAAUGGCUAUUCCAACCCUGAGCCCUGGUCUGCUCUGCUCUUGCUGAUCAAAAACUGUUUUGUGUGCUGCCUAACCAAUGGUUAUGCUGUGUAGGCCUACAGGGGCCAUUCAGGAGGAGAGUCAAAGGCUUCUUCCGAAAAAUGUUUUGAUUACAUCUUGUCCAAAAAAUGCAUGUGGACUAGCCUUGCUGCUACUAUAAUAGAUUUGAUUAAAAACAAUAUGAUUCUUGCCCAUGAUGUAGGCCUUUUUAUCAUAGUUAUUGACCUCACAUUAAGCCAGAUUUGAGUAAUUUACAUUGUGGUGCUGAAACUUGAAGCAGCAGCUGCGGCACAAUCAAUCAGAAAUUCAGAGGCUGAGCUACAACCUUCUAUAACUGAGUAGACAAAAAAUGGAUGUUGCUUGGGACAUAAUCUAAUUCUGUCACUACCAAUUGAUUAAACAAUUAACUUUCUGUACAAUAUAUGUUUAAACCCAGACAGCUUUUAGGGAAACACUUGUGACCUUCUGUCGUUGGGUUAAGCCAUGGAAGAAUAGCCAGCAGUUAAAGCUUAAAUGUUUCUGUGUCGGUAGGUCUACUCUGUCUACGUGGAAAAGUAGGCCUAACUUUUCAAAGUACUAUGUUCAGAUUCCUAAUGAUAUCUCAGAUUUAAUUAUUUGCAAACAGGGACAGUUUCGUUGCAAACAAGACACACUGAUUUGGCAUUGGAGAAUAUGAUAGGAAUAGCAUGUAGGCCUAUUUCUGUCCAUUCUGUCAUUUCUGUCAUUUGUGUGGUAUUAAAAAAUAUUCCCGCUAAUAUGUAAAAUGACGUAGAAUUGUAUGAAAUGUUUAUAAAAGGCAAAUUUUUCUCGGACCUGCAAAUAUGAUGAUAGAUUCAUGCAAUGCUUUUACUAUAAAGGAGAUCUUUCCACUCCUACUCUUGUCCAUGGGGUUCUACGGACCCACAACCUUCUGGCCUGCAGCCUUGUGCACUAUCAAAAUUCCUCCGUUGCCAUAUAAUGCUUACUGGACGAAGAACAGUUUCUAAAAACUGCAUAUCUAAGGCUCUGGUCUGUCCAAGAAUUGAGGGUAAACGGUAAACAUAUUCUCUGCUAUCCACUUUUUUUUCUAUUUUUUUUGCAUUCAGGGAGGGUUUAGGUUAGAUAUAUUUAGCUGAAGGGAGGGCCAUCCGUUUUCAUUUCUGAGAGGUCCGAUUUUCUCCAUGCAACAUUCACUCCCCUACUACUUUCAAUAUUCGACUCCAGUUUUCCCUGUACCGCCAUUACGCACGGGUAAAAAUGGAAAUAUUCCGUACAUAGGCCAUCUGACCAGUCCUUCCUUCCCCACCAUAUCCCUGCUUUACUUGAUCAUUGUUUUCUGCCCCUCCAGUCCCCAAGAGCAGUAUUAGUCACAGGUCCUGUUUAUAAGGCCUUCCUUGAGAAAAACAUUUAAUACCCAUUUGAUCACAAAGUCUCGGGAAGACCUAGUUGGAUCCAUGCCAAUUUCAUUUGCAUCUACUAACCACUGUAACUGUAAUCAAACACCAUUUGUUGCCACGAUAUCUGUGGUUGAUUAGCAUACAUACUGCAUACAUUAAACAGUCUGUGCUCUGUUGAUGAUACAAUACAACACAUAUGUUCAAUCUGCAUUUGGUUAGUGUUGAGAGUGUUGGUGACUUACAGUAUACUGGCCCACCAAGACAGUGGCACUUUAUUCUCUAUUUGAAAGAACCGGUCUUCUUAUGUUAUGGUGUUUUGCAGUGUGGGGAAAUAAAAGGAUGUCUAGAUUGCGGAUGCAAUGAUGUUGUUGCUACUACAUGUUGCUGAUGUGCUAUAUUGCAUGUGAUGUUCCUGUAUGAUCUCCAGGUUGAGGAUGUGUCUGUGGAGGUGGCCACGGUGGACCACACCCUCCAGGGGCUCUGUAGGAGGUACAACGCCCGCAGCAGGGCCAGACGUAUGUCACGCAUCAGGACCCAGCUGCCCAGGAAGAGCUGGGCUCCUCUGUGGAACCUCCAGAACCUGACCAUCCUGAUCACCGUGGUCGUGUUUGUGGUCGUGGUCAUUGUGUGGUCACUGCUCUGGGUCUUCAUAUGUGAGUUAACUUACAGGGAGACUCAAACACAACAUCCUUCUCACAUGCACACAUUUUCACAAAUAUUUUAGUUCUCUAAAUCUUCUUGAUUUAAUUAUUGAUUGAAUAGUUAAUUACAUUGUAUAUUUAUUCUCAGUUCGCAGGGAGAGCAACAGCGGAGUGUAUUUUGCCGGAAUGUUCCGUGUUGCCAAUGUAGAUUUUAUCCCCGAAUACCGCCAGGCAGAGUCCCAUGAGUUUGUUUCCAUGGCAAACAAGAUACAGCACGUGGUGAGUGUGAGAUGAUUUACUAUUUUCAGCACUGGUCAAAUACACUGAACAAAUACACACCCUAAGCUUGGAGCUCUCAGCUACAUCUAUAGGGUAGAAAUAAAAGUCCUUCAUUAUGUUCAUGGUGACUAAUAGUAUCCCCCCACAGGUGAGCAGUGUGUACAGAAUGUCCUCAGUGUCUAAACUCUACAAACUCACCACCAUAUCAGACCUCAGGUACACUGUGAAUCAGUCACUGAUUGGUUGAAUCAGAUGUUAUAGUGUUUGGUUGGAACAAACCCUUGCACACAUAUAUAUUUUUCUCUCUCUCCUCACAGUGAUAACAAGGGUGGUCUGCUGGUGCAUUUCUGGAUGGUGUUUGUGGUGCCGAGCCUGAAGACUCCAGCCGUGUGUGAGGAGUGUGUAGGAGCUAUCCUCAGAGACUCAGUCCUCACCAGCCUGAAGAACAGGUCCUCUAUAGGGUACCUUCUGACCCUGCCCGUAGAUAUAGAUUCCAUACUCGUUAAUGGUGAGUGUGUAUGUCUGUGGGGUAGGUUUGUGUGAUCUCAAUAUAUCCUUUGUUGAUGUUAUUUUUUCCUCCUCAGCUGCUCUACGAUCAGAUUACACAUCAAUUGCAGCAGGUGAGUUAAGUCAAUGAAUCAGUUAGUUUUUUUGCCACAUUAUGUUCACUAUGUUCAUACUUAUUAGCAUGGCUGUGGUACAGUGAGAGUUGAAGCCAAAGCCCUCCUCCCUCCCUCCCUCUGUGCUCCAGGCUCUCAGUGUGUGGACAAGCUAUAUGCCAGCCUGCCAGGCUCCAGUGUUCCCCUAAACGUCUACUCAUCAUGGGGAGGUCUGAGCUGCUACGUCAAGCUGACGUCUACCCCUGACUCUCUGAUCCGCCUCACCAUUACAUCCCUGCUCAUUGAGCCCAGCGACUGUGUCAGCGACGCCCUCACCGUGUACGACGCCCUGCUGCCCAUGAGGGGGCGCACUCUCUACAGGUGAGUCAGUGUGACUGUGGAUGAAUGGAUCUACGGGUGUGUGAAUAGUGAAUAGACAGACAGAGAUACAUAGACAGACUGACAGAACUCCGACCAACCGACCGACUGAACAGUCUCUAACACUGUCCAUGUCCUGUAGGGUGUGUGAGCCGGUGUCCCAGUCCCUGUCUCUGGUCUCCACGUCCAACGUCAUGCUGCUGUCCUUCAGGAUGACCCAGGGCAACAAGAACUUCAGAGGACACUUCCAGGCCAUCGCUGAGGAACGUAAGACAGAUUCUCUCACAAUAAUACUCUCCUACUGACAGACUGGUAUUUUAUCUCGUUGCUGUGUGUCUCCCUACCAGAACGUGUGACUGACAUAGAGACCCAGGCAGAGCCAGGUUUCUCUGGUCAGAUCUCCAGUCCCUUCUACCCCAGCCUACUGCCCCCUCAGUGCUCCUGCACAUGGAGGUUUAAGGUAUUUAAGUAUUUUUAGCUCACAUUCACCCCAUUUACUUAUAUUGAUGAAACGUCAACAGGCUUCAUGUGUUGUUGUCCACAGACCCCCCACAGUGCUCUGGGAGUAGCUCUGAAGUUCCAGAACUAUGUCCUGAAGCUGAAGGACAUAACGGCCUGUGAGCAUGGCUGGUGGAAGGUCAAGGAGAUAAUGUAAGUGUGUGUGUGUGUGUGUGUGUGUGUGUGUGUGUGUGUGUGUGUGUGUGUGUGUGUGUGUGUGCAUGACUGUCUGUUUUAAUGUAUGUGUAUUUUGUGUCCCAUAUCCAGAACCAAUGGACAGAUUGAUUUCCAGAUUGGUUCGUUAUUUGAUUGAUUGAUUGUGUGCUGGUGUCCAUAGAUACUGCGGCAGCUACAUAGGCCACACCACAGUGUUCCGUAUCCCUGACCAAAACGCUGAGGUGGAGUUCCGCAGCAGCUCCCGGAGCUCUGACCAGCCCUUCCAGGCCGAAUCCAGUAGCUUCAACAUCAGCCAACGUAAGAACUUCAUUAGGACCUCUUUCUCUAUCUUGCUUCCUUCCAUCUCUCACUACUUCCUUACCCAUCACCUUCACUGAAUCUGCAUCUUGUUAAUUUCUGUAUUCAUUUUAAUUUCACUACCAUAGUCCUGAGACAGUAGAAGAACCACACUGCACACUCACCUCUCUCUCCUACUAUGCCCCUGUCUCCCCCUUCCCUCCCCCUGUCCCCCCCCCGUCUCCCCCUUCCCUCACCCCUGCCUCCCCCUUCCUUCCCUCCCUCUCUCUCUCUACCCCUUCCCUCCCUCUCUUUCCCCCUUCCCUCCCUCUCUUUCCCCCUUCCCUCCCCCUGUCUCCCCCUUCCCUCCCCCUGUCUCCCCCUUCCCUCACCCCUGUCUCCCCCUUCCCUCACCCCUGUCUCCCCCAGCGUGUGCAGAGGGCCAUUUCCUGUGCUCCACAGGGCUGUGUGUGGAGAAGACCCGGCGCUGUGAUGGUCUGGACGACUGUCAGGAUGAGAGUGACGAGGUCUUCUGCGGUAUGUAAACAGGAAUUAACAACAGCAGCAUAAAUGCUAGAACUUCAGUAUUGACAUCAGCAAAAUUGUUGUUAUAAACUGAUAUAUUCCUUUAAAUGUAUAUUUUCCCUUUCAGCAAGGCCUAGUAAGAACUGUGGAGGCUCCAGUCCUCUUCACCCACUGUACAUGUGCAACGGAGAGAGAGACUGCAUCGACGGCAGGGACGAAACCAACUGCACUCUGGGUAGAAAGGAAUCCUAUCCUGUUUUUAUAUGUGUGCACACUAUAUAUACAAAAGUAUGUGGACACCCCUUCAAAUGAGUGGAUUCGUCUAUUUCAGCCACACCCGUUGCUGACUGGUGUAUAAAAUCGGGCACACAGCCAUGCAAUCUCCAUAGACAAACAUUGGAAGUAGAACGGCCUUACUAAAGAGCUCAGUGACAUAGGAUACCACCUUUCCAACAAGUCAGUUCGUCAAAUUUCUGCCCUGCUAGAGCUGCUCCGGUCAACUGUAAGUUCUGUUAUUGUGAAGUCGAAACGUCUAGGAGCAACAACGGCAUAGUUGCAAAGUGGUAGGCCACACAAGCUCACAGAACGGGACCGCCGAGUGCUGAAGCAACACUCACUACCAAGUUCCAAACUGCCUCUGGAAGCAACGUCAGCACAAUAACUGUUCAUCUGGAGCUUCAUGACAUGGGUUUCCAUGGCCGAGCAGCUGCACACAAGCCUAAGAUCACCAUGUGCAAUGCCAAGCGUCAUCAGUGAAAACUCGUUCUCUGGAGUGAUGAAUCACGCUUCAGCAUCUGGCAGUCCGACAGACGAAACUGGGUUUGGUGGAUGCCAGGAGAAAGCUACCUGUCCGAAUGCAUAGUGCCAACUGUAAAGUUUGAUGGAGGAGGAAUAAUGGUCUGGGGCUGUUUUUCAUGGUUCGGGCUAAGCCCCUUAGUUCCAGUGAAGGGAAAUCUUAAUGCUACAGCAUACACUGACAUUCUAGAUGAUUCUGUGCUUCCAACUUUGUGGCAACAGUUUGGUGAAGACCCUUUCCUGUUUCAGCAUAACAAUGCCUCCGUGCACAAAGCGAGGUCCAUACAGAAAUGGUUUGUCGAGAUCGGUGUGAAAGAACUUGACUGGCCUGCACAGAGCCCUGACCUCAACCCCACUGAACACCUUUGGGAUGAAUUGGAACGCCAACUGUAAGCCAGGCCUAAUCGCCCAACAUCAGUGCCGACCUUAGGAAUGCUUUUGUGGCUAAAUGGAAGCAAGUCCCCGCAGCAAUGUUCCAACAUCUAGUGGAAAGCCUUCCCAGAAGAGUGGAGGCUGUUAUAGCAGCGAAGGGGGGACCAACUCCAUAUUAAUGCCCAUGAUUCUGGAAUGAGAUGUUCGAAGAGCAGGUGUCCACAUACUUUUGGUCAUGUAGUGUUUGAGAAAAAAGAAGAAACCCGCACACUGCUCUUGCUAGUAUCACUGCUCUUGCUAGUAUCACUGCUGAUGCUAGUAUCACUGCUCUUGCUAGUAUCACUGCUCUUGCUAUUAUUAUUAUUAUUAUUAUUAUUAUUAUCCUUAUCACUGCUGAUGCUAGUAUCACUGCUCUUGCUAGUAUCACUUGCUAGUAUACUGAGUGUGUGUUCCCUGGUGUUGUACAGAGACGAACUGCUCUGACAUCAGGUACAGGUGUAACAGUGGGUCCUGCAUCCUGAAGAAGAACGCCAGGUGUGACGGAAUCAUCGACUGCACAGACCACAGUGACGAGAGGGACUGUGGUGAGUCCUCAACCGGAACACAACCACAACUCAACCACAACAUAACCAUUCAUUUGGUUCAUCUCAACUACAGCGUGAACACAUACCAUUUUAUGGCAACUAAACCUCUCUCUCUCUAUCUCUCUCUCUCUCUCUCUCUCUCUCUCUCUCUCUAUAUAUAUAUAUAUAUAUAUAUAUAUAUAUAUAUAAAAAGAUCAAACCUUGAAUCUCAACCACUUUAAUCUCUACCACUUAUCUGCAGUUUCAGUCAGUCUAGCCAGCCCCAAAUAAUCCCCACACGGCUUUGUGUGAACCUCUGUCUGACCCUGUGUAUUUUCAUUAUGCUGCAGUUAUUUAAUAGGGUACUGUAGCUGCCCCCGCUGUAAUGGCUCUCUGUGUUUACUGGUAAUAUGCUGUGAUGGUAAUGGCUCUCUGUGUUUACUGGUAAUAUGCUGUGAUGGUAAUGGCUCUCUGUGUUUACUGGUAAUAUGCUGUGAUGGCCUCCUGUAGCUCAGUUGGUAGAGCAUGGCGCUUGCACCGCCAGGGUUGUGGGUUCGAUUCCCAUGGGGGGCCAGUAUGAAAAAUGUAUGCACUCACUAACUGUAAGUCGCUCUGGAUAAGAGCGUCUGCUAAAUGACUAAAAUGUAAAUGUAAUGGUAAUGACUCUCUGUGUUUACUGGUAAUAUGGUGUGAUGGUAAUGGCUCUCUGUGUUAUAUGAUGUUAUGGUAAUGUCUCCUGUGUUAUAUGCUGUGAUGGUAAUGUCUCUCUGUGUUUACUGGUAAUAUGGUGUGAUGGUAAUGUCUCUCUGUGUUUACUGGUAAUAUGCCGUGAUGGUAAUGGCUCUCUGUGUUAUAUGCUGUGAUGGUAAUGUCUCUCUGUGUUUACUGGUAAUAUGCUGUGAUGGUAAUGGCUCUCUGUGUUAUAUGAUGUGAUGGUAAUGUCUCUCUGUGUUAUAUGCUGUGAUGGUAAUGGCUCUCUGUGUUAUAUGCUGUGAUGGUAAUGGCUCUCUGUGUUAUAUGCUGUGAUGGUAAUGGCUCACUGUGUUAUAUGCUGUGAUGGUAAUGGCUCUCUGUGUUAGCUGGUAAUAUGCUGUGAUGGUAAUGGCUCUCUGUGUUUACAGGUAAUAUGCUGUGAUGGUAAUGGCUCUCUGUGUUUACAGGUAAUAUGCUGUGAUGGUAAUGGCUCUCUGUGUUUACUGGUAAUAUGGUGUGAUUGUAGUGGCUCUCUGUGUUAUAUGAUGUGAUGGUAAUGGCUCUCUGUGUUUACUGGUAAUAUGCUGUGAUGGUUAUGGCUCUCUGUGUUAUAUGAUGUGAUGGUAAUGGCUCUCCUGUGUUAUUUUUCUGUGUGGUAAAGGGUCCGGUUUAUGGUAAUGGCUCUCUGGUUUUUAAUGGUGUGAUGGUAAUGGCCCCCGCUUUUCUUUGGGUUUCCCCUGUGUUAUAUAUGGAUGGGAAUGGUUUUUUUUUUACUGGUAAUAUUUGAUGGUAAUGGCUCUUUUUUUUAUGGUACUUCCCGUGAUGGUAGGGCUCUCUGUGUUACUGGAAAUUUUGAUGGUAAUGGGUCUUGUGUUUAUGGGGAAAAUUGUGAUGGGAAGGCUUCUUUUUUUGGGGGGGGUUUCUGGUUUAAUGCUGUGAUGGGAAAGGUCUUGGUUUACUGGAAUAGGUUUUUGAUGGGGAGCUCCUUUUUUUAUUUAAUAUGUUAUGGAAUGGCUUCUGUGUUUACUGGUAAUAUUGUGAUGGUUUUGGCUCUCUGUGUUAUAUGAUUGAUGGUAAGCUUUUUUUUAUUGCGUGAUGGGAAUCUCUCGUGUUUUUUAUGGUGAUGGUUGCCCCUGGUUUACGGUAAAAUGCUGUUUAAAGGAAGGCUUUGGGGGUUUACUGGUAAUUGUUGAUGGUAAUGGUCUCUGUGUUAUUAUGUGAGGUAAUGGCUCUUGGAAUUUAAAAAUUGUGUGUGGUAAUGGCUCUUGGGUUUUUUAAAAUGGGUGGGGGAUGGUAAGCUCUCUGGGUUUUCUGUAAAUGCGUAUGGUAAAAAGCUUCCCGGUUUGGUAAUAUGGUGUGAUGGUAAUGGCUCCGGUUAUAUUGUAAUGGGAAAGGGUCUCUUGUUAUUUGAUGGUAAAAAGGCUCCGUGUUUUUAUGUGUGAUGGUAAUGGCUUCUGUUUUUUAUUUGGUGUGAUGGUAAGCUUUUUGUGUUUACUGGUAAUUGGUGGUGGGAACUUCUGGGGUUACUGGGAUUGCUGUGUGGUAAGGCUUCUGGGUUUUUAUUUUUGGGGAAAAUAUGCUGUGAUGGUAAAGGCUCUCUUUGGGUGUUUACCUGGUAAAGGGUUUGUGGGAUGGGGGGUUGGCUCUCUGUUUACUGGUAAAUGGUGAUGUAAGGCCCCUGUGUUUAUUUUUUAUGGGAAUGUCUCCUGUUUAUAGCGUGUGGGGAAUGUCUCGUUUUAAAGCUGUGAUGGUAAGGGGGAUUUUGUGUUAAAGGGGCCCCUUUUUUCAAAAUGCCGUGAUGGGUAAGGUCUCGUGUUAUAUGUGGAUGUGCUCUCUGUUUUACGGGGGAAAAUUUCUUUGGUUAAUGGCUCUCUGUUUAUGAUGUAGGUAAUUUCUCUCUGUUAUAUGCUUUAUGGUAAGGUCUCUUUUUUUGUGUUAAUGGUAAUAUGCGGAGGUAAGGGGUCCUUGUUACUGUUAAAAUUUUUGUAAAGGGGUCUCUUGGGUUUUCUGGUAAAAUGCGGAUGGUUGGGUCUCUUUUGGGAAAAAUCUGUGAUGGUAAUGGCUCUCUGUGUUUACUGGUAAUAUGGUGGUUUUUGGCCUCUUUAUAGAGGAUUGGUAAGGGGUUUUUUUUUUAAAAUGCUUGAUGGUUUUUUCUUUGUGAAAAAAUGUGUAGGAAGGGGUCCCGGUUUUUUUUAAAAUUUGGGUGGUUAAUGCCCUUUGAAAUGGGGGAAAAUUUCCGUGAAAGGGUAAGGGGAAAAAGGAGGAAGGGUCUCUGUUGUUUCUGGGGAAUAUGUUUGUGAUGGUAAUGGGGUUUGUGUUAGGAUAUGGGGGGGGGAUGGGAAUGGCUUUCUUUGGGUUUAUUUGUGAUGGUAAUGGUUUUGUUUAUUUGUGAUUAAUGGGUUUGUGUUUAGGAAUUUGGGGGUGUGGUUGAUUGGGAAAAGGGGGAAUAUGUGAGGGAAUCCUUGGGGUUUACUGGUAAUUGUGGAUGGGAAGCUCUUGGGUUUUCUGGUAAUAUGUGUGAUGGAAAAAGGUCUCGGGUUUAUGGAAAUUGGUGGGGAAAUCUUGGUUUAAAAGGGAGGUAAUGGCUCUCUUUUUACUGGUAUUUUUUUUGGAAUCUUUUUUUAUUGGGGAAAAUUGGGGUGGUUUGGGUCCCGGGUUUAUUGUUUUGAUGGAAAGGUCCGUUUUAUGUUGUUGGGAAUGGCUCUUGGUUUUACUGGUAAUAUUUUGGGUGGGGUAAUGGCUUCUGGGGUUUUAUAUGUUUUGAGGGAUGGCUCUCUGUGUUUUAUUUAGGUAAUGGCCUCUGGUUUACUGGUUAAUAAUAUGUGAUGGGGAAAGGCUCCUGUGUUAUUAUGUGGGUAAGGCUCUCUGGGUUUUUAAUUCGGGAUUGGUAAUGUUUUGGACUGGUAAUAUUGGGUAUGGGAAUGCUUCUUUGUUUACUGUUUAAAAUUGUGAUGGGAAGGGCUUCUGUGUUUAUAAAAGGGAAUGGAAUGGCUCCUUGUUUAUGGUUUGGGAAAAUUUGGGCCCCGUGAUUUUAUAAAUUUUGGGUCUCUGUUUACUUUUUGUAGGGUAAUGGCUCCUGUGUUUUAUCAAUUUCCCGUGAUUUGGGUAAUGGCUCUCUGUGUUAUAUGAUGUGAUGGUAAUGGGUCUCUGUGUUUACUGGUAAUAUUCUGUGAUGGUAAUGGCUCUCUGUGUUAUAUGAUGUGAUGGUAAUGGCUCUCUGUGUUAUAUGCUGUGAUGGUAAUGGCUCUCUGUGUUAUAUGAUGUGAUGGUAAUGGCUCUCUGUGUUUACUGGUAAUAUGGUGUGAUGGUAAUGACUCUCUGUGUUUACUGGUAAUAUGCUGUGAUGGUAAUGGCUCUCUGUGUUAUAUGAUGUGAUUGUAAUGGCUCUCUGUGUUAUAUGCUGUGAUGGUAAUGGCUCUCUGUGUUAUAUGAUGUGAUGGUAAUUGCUCUCUGUGUUUACUGGUAAUAUGGUGUGAUGUAAUGGCUCUCUGGGUUUACUGGUAAUAUGCUGUGAUGGUAAUGGCUCUCUGGGUUUACUGGUAAUAUGCUGUGAUGGUAAUGGCUCUCUGUGUUAUAUGAUGUGAUGGUAAUGGCUCUCUGUGUUUACUGGUAAUAUGAGUGAUGGUAAUGGCUCUCUGUGUUAUAUGAUGUUAUGGUAAUGGCUCUCUGUGUUAUAUGCUGUGAUGGUAAUGGCUCUCUGUGUUUACUGGUAAUAUGGUGUGAUGGUAAUGACUCUGUGUUUACUGGUAAUAUGCUGUGAUGGUAAUGGCUCUCUGGGUUUACUGGUAAUAUGCUGUGAUGGUAAUGACUCUCUGUGUUUACUGGUAAUAUGCUGUGAUGGUAAUGGCUCUCUGUGUUUACUGGUAAUAUGGUGCGAUGGUAAUGACUCUCUGUGUUUACUGGUAAUAUGCUGUGAUGGUAAUGGCUCUCUGUGUUUACUGGUAAUAUGGUGUGAUGGUAAUGGCUCUCUGUGUUAUAUGAUGUGAUGGUAAUGGCUCUCUGUGUUAUAUGCUGUGAUGGUAAUGGCUCUCUGUGUUAUAUGAUGUGAUGGUAAUGGAUCUCUGUGUUUACUGGUAAUAUGGUGUGAUGGUAAUGGCUCUCUGGGUUUACUGGUAAUAUGCUGUGAUGGUAAUGGCUCUCUGGGUUUACUGGUAAUAUGCUGUGAUGGUAAUGGCUCUCUGUGUUAUAUGAUGUGAUGGUAAUGGCUCUCUGUGUUUACUGGUAAUAUUAUGUGAUGGUAAUGGCUCUCUGUGUUAUAUGAUGUGAUGGUAAUGGCUCUCUGUGUUAUAUGCUGUGAUGGUAAUGGCUCUCUGUGUUUAAUGGUAAUAUGUGUGAUGGGUAAUGACUCUAUGUGUUUACUGGUAAUAUGCUGAUUGAUGGUAAUGGCUCUCUGUGUUUAUGGUAAUAUGGUGUGAUGGUAAUGGAACUCUCUGUGUUUACUGGUAAUUGCUGUGGUUUGAUAAUGGCUCUCGGGUUUGCUGGUAAUAUGUGUUGUGAUGGUAAUGGCUAUCUGUGGUAUAUGCUGUGAUGGUAAUGGCUCUCUGUUAUAUGCUGCAGCGUGUGUUUUGUAAUAUAACAUUACAAAAGUAUGCACGCAUGAUGUAAGUCGUUUGGAUAAAGCAUCUGCUAAAGGCCAAUGAUUUUAUAUUAUUGAUUAUUUAUUGGUAAUGGGCUCUCCGUGUUAUAUGAUGCUGAUGGUAAUGGCUCUCUGUGUUAGCGGUUAAUUAUGCUGUGAUCGUAAUGGCUCUCGGUGUUUACUGGCUAAUAUGGUGUGAUGGGUAAUGACUCCUCUGUGUUUUACUGGCUUAAUAUGCUGUGAUGAUAAUGGCUCUCUGGGUUUACUGGUAAUAUGGUGUUGAUGAGUUAAUGGGCUCUCUGUGUUAUAUGAUGUGAUGGUAAUGGUAUCUCUGUGUUAGCUGUUAAUAUGCUGUUAUAGGCAAUGGCUACUCUCUGUUGUUAUAUGAUGUGAUGGCUAAUUGUCUUCUCUGUGUUAUAUGCUGUGAUGGUAAUGUCUCUCUGUGUUUACUGGUAAUAUGGUGUGAUAGUAAUGGCUCUCUGUGUUUACUGGUAAUAUGGUGUGAUGGUAUUGGCUCUCUGUGUUCUAUGAUGUGAUGGUAUUGGCUCUCUGUGUUAGCUGUUAAUAUGCUGUGAUGGGAGCAGCCUAGGCUUUGAUCACACACACACCUCAUAGAGCUAUACUUUUUAAUAAGGCUGCGGCAGACCUGUCUGUCAUAGAAGUGACUCAGCACACGUGUACUGUACUUUACUACACACAGACACACAGUCGCUGUACACACACACACACACACAGUCGCUGUACACACACACACACACACACACACACACACACACACACACACACAUACACAUACACACAUGUAUACACACACACCAACAUACAUUUAUAUACACAGAUAGACAGACUGAGAUAUUCCUACAAAAACACAUAAUAUACACAUUUUCCAAAGUUUUAUUAACGAUCUGCAUCACAGCCUGUGGCCGGCCCUCUCCUGUGAAGAAAGUGGACUCGGCCUCGGGUCUUCGGGUGGUAGGUGGAGUCAAUGCCCUGGAGGGGGAGUGGCCAUGGCAGGUCAGCUUGCACUUCUCUGGCUACCUGUACUGUGGAGCCUCUGUCCUCUCUUCUGAUUGGCUCAUCUCAGCAGCACACUGCUUCAGCAGGGACAGGUGUGUAUGCAGUCUACAGACUGACUGACCACAUAAUGACCAUGUUAUAACUACUGUACUGAAUAGAAGUGGACCAGGUACAUACUGACCACUGAUAACAGAUUGACCCCAGCCCAACAUCAUCAUCCACAUGCAACUUUUCUCUGGCAAUGACAGUAAUGAACAAAAUGAGCUUUUCACUUCAUUUAAUAAAGUUUAUUUACAUGUUCCCUGUUCAGCCAUAACCUUUGACCUCUAACCACUUCCUCUUGACCCUCCCAGGCUGUCAGACCCGCGCCAGUGGAGCGCCCACCUGGGAAUGCUGUCCCAGGGUAGUGCCAGGCACGUGGCAGAGAUCCAGCGCAUCGUUGUGCACAAGUACUACAACGGGCUGACCUUUGACUAUGACAUCGCCCUGUUGCAGCUGAGGAACCCCUGGCCCUCCUCCCUCAGCUCCCUCAUCCAGCCUGUGUGUCUGCCGGCCACCUCACAGACCCUCACACAAGCACACCGCUGCUGGGUCACAGGCUGGGGGUACCGCUCUGAGGAGGGUGAGAGACAGAACCACGACUAACAAUGUGUACAUCAGAACCAUGGAUAUGCAGAGUUUGAUAUACUAGGCCUCUCACAUGCAGAUCAUGUUCCCCUCUUCUCUCCUCAGAUAAGACCCUUCCCACAGUGUUACAGAAGGCGGAGGUGUCCGUCCUGGAUCAGAGUGAAUGUAAAAGGAGGUACGGCCCCAUCUCGCCCCGCAUGCUGUGUGCCGGAGUCCCCUCUGGACAGCAGGAUGCCUGCAGGGUGAGUGGUCAACAACCACCCUCAAACUUAGUGUGCUCUUAUUCCCCUAUGCCCUUUACAUUAAGUGUGCCAUUUAGCCCUCAUUCUUAGUAUGCCCUUAUCCCCUUUACCCAUAGGCCCUAAUCCUUAUUGUGACCUUUUCGCCCUCCCCAGGGGGACUCAGGGGGUCCUCUGUCGUGCAGGGCCCCCGAGGGGCGAUGGUUCCUCACAGGCAUUGUGAGUUGGGGGGCGGGGUGCGGCAGACCCAGCCUACCAGGCGUCUACACCCGCGUUAAUAAGUUCACCACCUGGAUCCAGAGCCACAUCAUCACCUGA
Coregonus sp. 'balchen' is the source of this 18401-nucleotide messenger RNA. NCBI's taxonomy places the organism in Eukaryota, Metazoa, Chordata, Actinopteri, Salmoniformes, Salmonidae. The record is from the annotation of a GenBank genome assembly.